GCAAUACACUAAAAGAUGGACGCUAACCCCAUCUCCAGCAGAACAACCCAAGAAACCCUGCUAUUACAGGAAGAAGAGUUCUUGCUCAAAACCUGUGCGUGUAAGGACCUGUGGAGAUUUGAUAGGCUUAGGCCUGAGAAGGCUUAUGCUAGGCUGUUUAGUCAUUUGCAUAGCUGGGAUUUUAGGAGAAGAAAAGGUCAGUUUAAAGUCAUCUCAAAGAGUUCAAAGGAAUGUAUUUGGAGUGCACAGCUUACUAAAUAAGAGAGAUUUCUUAAAACUUUUCAAGACAUUUGGUUCCUGUAAAUUUUCAUACUUUGGAAUAAAAUAUGGAGAAGAAACUAUUCCUACAUUCAGAUAUCUUAUACCAUGAAUAAAAAUACUCCAUAAUUGCCAAGAAGGGUUUAUUGUGAAUAGUUUUAAAUUGUCUAAGAAAGCCCUUCGUCUGUUUUUAAGGAAUGCCAUUGAAGUCAGAUCUUUGUGAUUUGAGAAAUGCAUUCUUGAGCCAGUUGAAGAUUCUUUAGAAAUAAAUGAUAAAUACAAAUUGGCUUACUUUAAAGUAAUGAAAUGAUUUAAUUCAAACCAGGAGGGUAUAAAAUAUGAAGAUCCGGAAUUCCAAUCACUACUAGAGCACUGCCUAAUUAAAAUACCAUCAAUAGAAAAAGUUACCCUAUCACAACUAAAACCGAAUUCAGACCCAAAACCCUCAGAAGAGGUUAUCUUUCAAGAAAAAGUAAAAAUUCUGGUCGUUUAA
Messenger RNA from Moneuplotes crassus, 751 nucleotides. The record is from the annotation of a GenBank genome assembly. Lineage: Eukaryota; Ciliophora; Spirotrichea; Euplotida; Euplotidae.